GGGGUCCUCAAAUAGUCAUGUUUAUUUCAUUUUGCAUAAUUAAUCAUUAUUUAUAUUUGAUAUUUGUUUCUUUUUGUUUCAUAAAUUUAUAUAGAUCGAUAGAAUUGUUAAGUUUUUUCUUUUCAGGAUUCCUUAAUCUAUAUAUAAAUACAUGUACGAAGCAUCCAGAGCAAUCCCCAACAUUCCAAUAGAAAGUAGUUCAGGUCAUUUAUUUUUUUUUUCGUUGGAUACAAUAUUCCAAUAAUUUUUCAACCAAUGAAAAAGCGUGUAACAUGCAAAAUUAAAUGAUUACUUAAUUAACGCGAGAAAUAUAACGCCAGUCAACGUAAACUGUGCAUUGUGACGUCACCUAGCUCCGAUGGUUGUAUUUUCAAACAAACAAUCGCUGACAUUUUCCUUGAAAUGUGAACACCGACGACUUCAUAGGCGACGCGUUGAUUGGUUAACAUAAAGUUCACAUGAACAUGGCCCCUAAUCGAGUUAUGUCAGACCUUCUUACGCAAAGUAUACGGCGCGAAUCUUAGAAGUCUGAUUUUAAUUAGAUUGGUAGGGAGGGAUCUUUAUUGUGCCACACCUGCUGUGACACUGGGCCUCGGUUUUUGCGGUCUCAUCCGAAGGACCGCCCCAUUUAAUCGCCUCUUACGACAAACAAGGGAUACUGAAGACCUGUUCUAACCCAGAUCCCCACGGGACGAAGUUUUUAGAAAAUUUAUUCAUAGUACUUUAGUAUACAUAUACGACAUCCCCUAAAAUGCAGAUAUCUUACAUAACCAGUGGUGUCAGGUUUUGUAAAAAUUUACUUGUCAUUCUUAUCAGAGACAUCAAACAUUGCCAUUGGGUAUCAGAAUUAUACCAAAUUAGUGCUGUAACGCUAUAUCAUUGGGAUUUCCAUAUAACUACAUGUGCAAUAUGAUUGUAUUCUUCCUCUAUCAGUUGAAAUGUCUGGAUAUAUGCAUGUUAAAAUACUAAUUCUUUUUAUAGAGACUGCAUCGUAACACUGAGAUAGCAGAUAUACAUGGGAAAAAGAUGAAGGCUAUGGAAAUAUUUUCCAUAUCUAUCAAAUAUCUGAAGAAUUCUAUUUUGGACAUGAUGAAUUCUACAACUGGUAGAGAAAUCUUAGAUAGAGACAUCGACUAUGUAUUGACAGUGCCAGCAAUUAGGGGAGAUGCAGCCAAAAUGUUCAUGCGAGAAGCCGCAGUUAAGGCUGGAAUACCAAGAGACCAACUAACCAUCGCUUUAGAACCAGAGGCAGCCUCCAUUUACUGUCAGUAUAUGUAUCUGGAGCAAGAGUAUGACAAAGAUCCUGAUAGUACAUUCCAGAAGCAGGUGAAAGAAAAAUCCAAAUACAUGGUUGUAGACCUUGGAGUUAAUUUAAGCUUCAUUUCUGUAGAUAAUUUGGAAUGUGUUUUCAACAUUAUUCCAAAAUAUUAAUGAAAUUCCUUGGCAAAGAAAAUUCAUGGAAUUUCGUACUGGAUAAACUUUGAAAUAUCUUGUUUUAGGCGGCACUGUUGACAUCACCGUUCACAAACAAGCAGACGAUGGAACAUUAGAGGAGUUGCUUCCCGCCACUGGAAGACCAUUAGGAGGAACGUCUGUAGAUAACGAGUAUGCAGAUUUGUUGGAAACAAUCGGAGGAAAAGGAGUGUUAAACAAGUUUAAAGAACGUUGUUUGGAAGAUCAUUUAGAUAUAUUCCGAGAAUUUGAAAUAAAAAAGCGUGCGUACAAUGGAACAAAAGUUAGAAUCAAAAUCCCACCCCGGUUUGAUAGGAUUAUUAAAGAAGACAAAACUAAGGGAAGUAUAAAACAAUCGCUUCAAAGCACUCAAUACAAAGACCAUGUUACUUAUACAAAUAAUAAACUUUCGUUGGAACCUUCAAUAUUUGAAGAUUUUUUCAAGAAAGCCGUAGAUGGCAUUUCAAACUAUAUCGAAGAUAUUUUAGCUAACAAAUCUGUUGGCGAUGUGAGGACCAUCAUCAUGGUUGGGGGCUUUUCAGAAUGUAGCCUUAUUCAAAACGCAAUCAAGACAAAAUUUUCAGCAUAUCGAAUCAUUAUACCUGAAGAGGCUGGGCUUGCUGUUGUUAAAGGUGCCGUCUAUUUUGGAAAUUUGGCAAAUGCCAUAUCCAGGCGUGUCUCGCGAUAUACGUAUGGGAUCCAAAGCUGGCCAGAAUAUACACCAGGGAUAGAUCCACCAAGUAAGAAAAUUAACGUAAAUGGAUCAAUGCGAUGCAAAGAUGUUUUCUUUCCCGUUGUACAUCGCGGAGAACAAAUUCCAGUAAGUUUCAGAAAGUCUCAAGUUUUUCAGUAUUUAAAACCAAACCAAAGUGAAAUGGAAUGUGCAAUUUAUGUUUCGGAUCAAGAAAAUCCACGAUUUGUUGAUGAUGGAAGUUGUAGACAAUUGGGUAUAUUGAAAGUACCAUUACCACGCGGAUUUGGUUCUGUGGAAAUAGAAGAAACAAUUAUAUUUGGUGAAACGGAUAUAGAAUUUGUUGCACUCCAGAUUGGGUCUGGUAAAGUACUGGAGACAUAAUUUGAUAUGUUGGACUUUAAAACUCUCCCCAGGUCGUGAUUCCGGUACUCUCACGGAAUUGUGAAUAAUUUCUCUAACAAGGUUGAGUGAACAAAAUACUUUCUGUUGAUUUAUAACUGCCUCCAAAUGUGAUUGUGCAAAUGUGUUCAACUCUUAAAUUCAACUCUGAGUUGGUGUCUGAUGGUGACAUUAUACAUAUAUUGAACAGACAUAUAUCAUGUAUUUCAUAUGAUUAUUUGUAUUAUUUUGUAUAAAGAUAAAAGUUCUUUUAAUUCCUAGAAA
Messenger RNA from Ostrea edulis (European flat oyster), 2809 nucleotides. RefSeq names its product heat shock 70 kDa protein 12A-like. The record is from RefSeq and is a predicted model, not a curated record. The transcript is spliced from 2 exons. The coding region runs from base 1027 to 1431 and encodes 134 amino acids. Lineage: Eukaryota; Metazoa; Mollusca; Bivalvia; Ostreida; Ostreidae.